This is a messenger RNA of Gadus morhua (Atlantic cod), 3474 nucleotides long. It is a transcript of the gene vstm4a, whose product is annotated as V-set and transmembrane domain containing 4a. The coding region runs from base 1448 to 2683 and encodes 411 amino acids. NCBI's taxonomy places the organism in Eukaryota, Metazoa, Chordata, Actinopteri, Gadiformes, Gadidae. The record is from RefSeq and is a predicted model, not a curated record. Gene Ontology annotation, cellular component: membrane. The transcript is spliced from 7 exons.
UUACCGUCUGCACAGAUAGAAAGAAGAGGAGCUCACAACUCAUUUAAUUGGUAAAGGCUGCAGAGAAGUAGGCUAGAAAAGCACAAAGAAGUUACAAAUAAGUUGACAAAUGAACUCCAGAUAAAAUAACCAUUAUUAUGAUUCGGAGGAAAUACUGCAAUAACUUGCCAAGUUUGAUAUACGUAAUGAUACAAAAGUUUGGGAACCCAUUACAAAGCCUUAGCUAAACUGAAUAUUAUGGUCAUCUCUAUAAUGCUUAUUCUUGCAGUUAUUAUUUAUGGGAACUGUUUCACAAAUACUUUGAAGAUCAAUUGCCAUAAACACUUGAAUAAGUUUCAAAUAAACUUUAAAUUCUCCUUGAAACAUUAAAAAGUGAAAAUUAAGUGGCAUUUAAGCACAUGGCGUAUGUAUUUAGAGCCGACAAUGAAUACAAAAUGGUAACAUUUUUAAAUGGCAGGCUUGAUCUGUUUUCCACACAGCCUAUCUGGGAGGCAUUGUUUACUUGCCUUUGCCUCCCCAUGUCUCCCUGGUGUACAAUCUGUCACAUUCAAUCAUACAGGACGCUCCCAGAGGGAGUCCCCAAAAAAAGAGCAAGUAAUGGGCACCACAGGCCAGAUGGUCUGUGCUAUGUUAGUUGUGUGUUUGUGCAUCUUGAAGAGCAUGUCUUUCUACGGAUGAAUGUCUUCCACCUGUGGAGUGUAUUUUCCAGUAAAAUCGCCCAUGUUGUGGCCAGACACACACACACUCUCUCUCUCUCUCUCUCUCUCUCUCUCUCUCUCUCUCUCUCUCUCUCUCUCUCUCUCUCUCUCUCUCUCUCUCUCUCUCAAACCCAGGUUGCAAAAUGCUGAAUCAAAUGUACACACACACACACACACACAAACACGCGCGCGCACGCACACACACCGUUGAUGGGUCUGUUCUAGUUUCUUUUUGCCAUGGUCUCAAAAAGGUUUCACAUCAAAGGGACCUGAAAAAAUCUCCUCCUCCUUUCUUCUUUUCUUUUUGUGGUAAAACAAUCUAUUCUCAGAGGAAUCACAAAUAGUAUAAAAGACAGCAUUCGAUGAGGAUCACCCAGAAAUAUAUAUAAAUCGAUGUAUUCAUUUUGAGUGCAUGUGAAGCCAUGACUGGCAAGAUAUCAAGCAUCUUGAAAAAAUAAACUCUUUGCAGACAAAGCAUUUUCAAUAAAGGGCAUGCAACCAUAAUGCAAUUUAUUGCUUUAAAAAGAAUAAUAAUAGUUUGGUUCAAGCUCUCGCUUCCUACUGUAUACGAUAGAUCCAUUAGUCGUGUUGUGUCUGUGUGUGUACGUGUGUGUGUCUGUGUGUUUGUAUGUGUGUGUGUGUGUGUUUGUGUGUGUGUUUGUGUGUGUGUAUGUGUGUGUGUUGGUGUGCGAGUGUGAACUAUAUCCACGCGUCUCGGCGUGCGCGUCACUCAACGUGUUUCUUUGUGUAUGUGUGUGUGCGUGUGUGCGUGCAUGUGCAUGCACACACAAACACAAACCCUUCGUCACGAGUGUCUGCACGCGUGCGCGUUUGCCCCGGCAGAGGUGUGCGACGCGCUCAACGUGACGGUGGUCCCCGGGCCCGUCGCCAUGGUGACGGAGAGAGACAACCUCACGCUGUCCUGCCGGGUCUCCCAGCGGAAGAGGGCCAGCGGCGUCCUGGUGCUGCGAUGGUUCUUCUCCCCCGCCGGCGCCGUCCCCCCCCCCUCCUCCUCGUCGCCAUCACCUCCUCCCCCUCCUCCCCCCUCCCCCCAGCCCUCCCCCUCCUCCCCCUCCUCCUCCUCCGAGGUGCUGAUCGUGCGGAUGGGCAUCAAGAAGAUGAAGCAGUACGGGAACUACUCCCGCCGCUUCCCGCAGCCCAAGUUCCUCCUGCAGGAGGAGCCGGCGGGGGGGGAGGUGUUCCGGCUGCUCGUCCUCAACGUGACGGCGGGCGACCAGGGCGUCUACAGCUGCAGGGUGCAGGAGAUACGGAGGCACAGGAACAUCUGGAGGGCCUCGUCCAACGGCACCGGCAGCACCACCCUGGCAGUGCGCCCCCCCCAGGAGGAGGGCAGUGGAGACGGGAUGCUGCGCCUGGUCUCAGACUUGUAUCUGUGUGCCGUGCUGAUAUGCUGCCUGGGGCUCCUCUCCAUCUUCCUGUUCACGCUGGUCCUGGGAUGCCAGCACCUCCUUAGGAGGAGGCAUAGACUCAAAGCCAGCUACCUACUGGUCAAGUGCCCAGAGAGCAGCUCCGGGGAGACGGUGACUGACUCCACCUGCUCCUCCAGCUCCUCUCCCCGAGCCCAGAGGAAGGAGUCGCUACGCCCUCCCCGCAGCCGGGCGCGGCCCAAAGCAGCCGCGGGACAGAUGCCCCCCAAGGCGGAGGACCCCCCGCCGCCCCCGCCACACAGGCUGCCCAAAGUUCCUGAGGCUCAACAGAAACCUCGCAAGCCCAGAAGACUAAAGAACCAAACCAGGAGGUCCACCCCUCAGAGAGACUACUACCAGGAGGACAGUCUGACGUACGCAGAGUUGGAGCUGGUCAGACCGCGCCCUGAGCCCCCAGUCGCCCCCCCGACAGGCCCGGCCGAGACCCCCACCCCCACCCCCGCCCCCUGCAGCACCACCUCCACCAUCAUCACCACCAUGGACACCAACGCAGACACUGUGUACGCUCAGAUCCUCUUCCAGGAGAAGCAGCUGUAACCACCUGCUCCUGUGUGGUCCUCCUCGUCAUGAAGGGGGAGAUAGGGGUCUGGUGUCUGUGGUUCUCCUGGUGAGGCCACUGCUCCUAUAGAUCCACACCGCGGAACCUGCUGACACUCAAAAGACUAUUUAUGAAAUAAUACAGCAUUUGGCUUUCCUCCCUUCAUUCUUUCUCGCUUUACAUCCUUCCUGUCUUCCUCACUUCCCUCCCUCCCUCUCCUCUCUCCCUCCUACCUCCCUCCCUCCCUCCCUCCUCCCUCUCCUCUCUCCCUCCUCCCUCCCUCCCUCCCUCCCUCCUCCCCUCUCCCUCCCUCCCUCCCUCCCUCCCUCCCUCCCUCCCUCCCUCCCUCCCUCCCUUUAUAUAUGUCUUUCAUUUCUGUCCACUUUUCCCUCCUUCUGAAAGCGCAGUAACCUUUAGGGCUGAAGCUCUGCCUGGCCAGAGCUUCGUCGCUCUGCGGCCGCCCCUUCAGUCGCUGCAGUUUGAGUUGGUUUUAUAAGUCCAUUGUUUUGGGGGGGUACCAGUAGUCGUCCCUCCAGCCUGCGUGCCAGAUGCUUGGAUGCUGGGGAAUGCUUGAUUAGUUCCAGUAGAACGUGGCUGCUGGGAGCCAGGCCAGACGCCGGACUCAUCGCCCCUGUCGCAGCCCCCAAAGCCUUUUUUAUUUUUAUUUUGAAACCUCUUGAAUUGUGUACAUAACUUUAACACUAAAGCGAAUAAAGAAAUAUUAUUGGUUGUAUACAUAUAUGAUAUAUAUAUAAAUAUAUAUAUCAUAUAUAUAUCUACAUGAGCAAAA